AUGUUUGAUCCCGCCGCGGCGCCCGCAGGGAUGAGCGAUGGAGGGGCCGAGCCUGGCAGGAGCCCCGUGCUGCUGGCCGAGCCCGGGGCCACCGGGAGGGCCCGGGAGAAGGCGCCGACCCGGGCGGAGCUGGAGAGCGCUCUGCGCGGCGGUGGCUUCAAGGACAUCCCGGGAACGUCGGCGGUCAGCCCCGGUUCCUCCAAGGAGUGCGCCCCGGACAGCGAGAGCCCGUCGGGAACCGGCGAGGCGGACUACUGCCGCCGCAUCCUGGUGCGAGAUGCCAAAGGGACGAUCCGGGAGAUCGUGCUUCCCAAGGGCCUGGACCUGGACCGGCCCAAGCGGACCCGGACGUCCUUCACGGCGGAGCAGCUCUAUCGCCUGGAGCUGGAGUUCCAGCGCUGCCAGUACGUGGUGGGCAGGGAGAGGACGGAGCUAGCCCGGCAGCUCAACCUCUCCGAGACCCAGGUCAAGGUCUGGUUCCAGAACCGACGCACCAAGCAGAAGAAGGACCAGAGCAGGGACUCUGAGAAACGCUCCACCGCCACCUCCGAGUCCUUCGCCACCUGCAACAUCCUCCGGCUGCUGGAGCAAGGCCGGCUCCUCUCCGUCCCGGCCCCCCCCAGCCUCCUCUCUCCCACCUCCAACCCCAUCGGCAGUCCUACGGGCAACGGAUCCGGCUUGGCCACCCCGGGAACGACCUCUCCGGGGCUCGGCGGCGGGAGCAGCCCCCCGGGGCCGGGAGCCUUCAGCCUACAGGUCCCUUCUCUCGCCUCUUCCUCCUCCUCCUCCUCCUCGCCCAGGCUGCCGGCCGCCCCGCUGUGUUUUGGGGGGCCGCUCCUGGGCAGCCUGCACGACCUCCCAGGCGCUUACGGACUGGGCACUUCUGCUUUUGAGCCUUACACGCGGCUGGAAAGGAAAGACAAUUCUAUACCCAGCAAGAAGCCAAGCCCUUAA
This is a messenger RNA of Haliaeetus leucocephalus (bald eagle), 954 nucleotides long. RefSeq names its product ventral anterior homeobox 2 (gene VAX2). Gene Ontology annotation, molecular function: DNA-binding transcription factor activity, RNA polymerase II-specific; DNA binding. The coding region runs from base 1 to 954 and encodes 317 amino acids. The record is from RefSeq and is a predicted model, not a curated record. NCBI's taxonomy places the organism in Eukaryota, Metazoa, Chordata, Aves, Accipitriformes, Accipitridae. Gene Ontology annotation, biological process: brain development; neuron differentiation; regulation of DNA-templated transcription. The transcript has 4 exons.